GACAUGUCGACAGAGGACGAGCGCAGAGAUGGCCAAGAAGCGCAAGAGCACGGCAGCUGACCAGGCAGUAGCACCUGCAGUCAGAGAUGGAGCCUCUCCGCCUAUGCCUAUUCUCGCACCGACGACAGAGACCGAAGACCGAUACACCCGUCUCAUCGUCGGCCAAUCCGCUUUCCUCUUCUACACGGCCUUUCUGCUCCCAAGAAGCCGAGGAGCGGGGCUGCCAAGCUCGCUUGCCAACCUCAUUGAACCCUAUGUUGAGCCGAGUCGUACACUGGACAGCAUGAUUUGGUCCAUUGCCGGCUGUGCCGUUGUUCAGUCUGCUUUCAGCUGGUUCGUAGCUCGCUGGCGGACUCAGGAGAUACAAGCGCUAGAGGCAGCUCAAGCGGGAGCGCGCGCACCAGUCAAACCGUCGAGCGUACUUCAGAGGCUUGCUAGGAUUAUCGAAUCAGCAGCAACAAUAAUUGUCGCCUCUCUGGUCAUUCACGUCAUCAUCUUCCUACUCGGCGCGCCUUUGCUUCGGAAACUACAAUAUACAUAUUUGCUUUCGUUGCAGAUCAGCGUACUUGCUGUCUCGCCCCUGGCGGCCGCGGUGUCGCUGCGUACGACCGCAGGACGAUGGACAUGGAUCAGACUGAUCUCGCUCUUCGAUCCUCGAACAGAGACGGACAUUGCUAUUCUCGCGCCCAUGACGGGCACCGUCGUCGGUGCUUGGCUCGGAGCAAUUCCCAUACCACUCGACUGGGAUCGACCAUGGCAGUCAUGGCCCAUCACGCCUUUGCUGGGCUGUUUCGUCGGACACUUUGUAGGAUCAUUCGUCGGUCUUGCGAUAUGUCUCGUCAGGAGAGCCGUCAUCGACGAAGCUAGAGAACUGCAGGCGCAGCGAGCGAAAGCGCAAUGACACUCGGCCCGCGCGAAAAGCGAUCUAAACCAGAUCAUGUGAGCCAAUCGGGGUCACAGCUUUCUGACAGUCAGCGGCAUGACGGCUGCGUGCAAAGUAUAAGACGACUUUUCGUCGUGUGUAAGUGCGGAACUGUCAAGUAGCUAAACACCACACGCGAUGCUUUCAAGACGAGUGCAUUAAGCUGCGUAUACCGAACGAGCAAGACUUUCAUCGUUGUGUAUGCCGCGGAUCGGUCACCAGCCAUUGCAACGUGCCUGUCGUCUCGCAAGCUUGCCAUUGAGGGUCGCUCGGUGGAAUGUAAUCUGGCGGACACUUUCUGUACCCAUCAUCGGGGCGCCACGCAGCCCGGCAUUG
Messenger RNA from Mixia osmundae IAM 14324, 1258 nucleotides. RefSeq lists its product as uncharacterized. The coding region runs from base 29 to 901 and encodes 290 amino acids. NCBI's taxonomy places the organism in Eukaryota, Fungi, Basidiomycota, Mixiomycetes, Mixiales, Mixiaceae. Gene Ontology annotation, biological process: GPI anchor biosynthetic process. The transcript has 5 exons. Gene Ontology annotation, cellular component: endoplasmic reticulum membrane. The record is from RefSeq and is a predicted model, not a curated record.